Messenger RNA from Lolium perenne, 1486 nucleotides. Its product is annotated as transcription termination factor MTERF8, chloroplastic-like. The record is from RefSeq and is a predicted model, not a curated record. NCBI's taxonomy places the organism in Eukaryota, Viridiplantae, Streptophyta, Magnoliopsida, Poales, Poaceae. Gene Ontology annotation, molecular function: double-stranded DNA binding. Gene Ontology annotation, biological process: regulation of DNA-templated transcription.
CUCGACCUAAACACACCGAACCGGCUCUACCCGUCAUCAACCCUACCACAGAUCCCGCCGACAGCCAGCAUUCCGCCGCCGCCGCCGCCAUGCUCCGUCUCCAAAAUCGGCUGUUCCCUCUCCUCCGCAACGACAGCGCCUCCCCUCUCCUCGCUACCCUCCACCGCCACCUCUCCGCCGCCGCGUCCAGCUCCGACGGCUCCCCUUUUUCCGUCGAGGACUACCUCACCACCACCUGCGGCCUCACCCGCGCGCAAACCCUCAAGGCUUCCAGGUUCCUCUCCCACCUCAAGUCCCCCUCCAACCCCGACGCCGUCCGCGACUUCCUCUCGGACGUCGGCCUCUCCAGCUCCGACAUCGCCUCCGUCGUCGCCGCCGACCCACGGUUCCUCUGCUCCAGUGUGGACGAGACCCUCGCCCCCCGCGUCGCCAAGCUCCUCGACCUCGGGCUAUCCCCUUCCAAUAUCGCGCGCCUCAUCUUGAUCGCCGCCCCCGCGGUUCGCUCCUGCGACGUCGCCAGCAGGCUCCAGUUCUGGAUCCCACUGUUCGGCUCCUUCGACGACUUCAUCCAGGCCGUGUCAGGGGGUGCUUUGGGAGGCGGUGCCCUCCUAAGGCGUGACAUUGACAUGGUGGUUAAGCCCAACGUUGAGCUACUUCUCAAGUGCGGCUUAACUGUUCGUGAUCUCGCCAAGACUGGCCUCAGUGGGACGUGGGCGCUUGUCUGCAAACCAGACAAGCUCAAGGAGUUGGUCGCACGCGCAGAGGAGCUCGGAGUGCAACGUGGCUCGGGCCAGUUCAUGUAUGCGCUCGCCACCGUCUCCUGCGUAAACCGAGAGAAGAUUGCUGCAAGAAUGGAGUUACUGAAGAAGACACUUGGCUGCUCUGAUGGAGUGGUGCAAAUUGCGAUCGUCAGGCACCCAAGCAUCUUAAGAGCAUCCGAGGACAACCUGCGCAGCACCGUAGAGUUCCUCGUCACCAAGGUCGGUCUCGAGCCAGAGUACAUCGUGCGCAGGCCUGCACUCAUCAGUUACAGCCUGAAUGCGAGGCUGGUGCCUCGGUAUAUUGUCAUGAAGAUACUGCAGGGCAAGGGGCUUCUUAGUUCUGACUAUUGCUCAAUUGUUGUUGCGAAGGAGUCGUAUUUCGUUUCAAGAUUCAUCGACCAUUACAAGGAGACUGUUCCUGAGCUCGAAGAUGUGUAUGCUGCAGCUCGUGCAGGAAAUAUACCCUCUCACCUCCAACCUUGACAGGGCUGCUGCUGAUUUUUUUGGCCAUACCAUGACAAGUUACAUUUGCUGCACUAUAUGGAACAGUGGAAAUUCUGAUUUUGUCGCCCAUUUCUUACAGUUUUGAUUAUAUUGUCAUGAAGCAAUUGAAUUGUGGAAAAUUAAGUAUAGCCCUGACCAAAUAUUGUGAAUCUGUAGGUUGCUCGCUAUAUAACAGUACAUUUGUUCUACUUGAUACAAAAUUUCUAUUUUGAGGUACCAAA